Molecule: messenger RNA, 3762 nt
Organism: Diabrotica virgifera virgifera (western corn rootworm)
Lineage: Eukaryota; Metazoa; Arthropoda; Insecta; Coleoptera; Chrysomelidae
Exons: 1
Coding region: 1-3762 (1253 amino acids)
Molecular function (GO): nucleic acid binding; nucleotide binding
Source: RefSeq, a predicted model, not a curated record
AUGAUUCAUGAUAGAAUGAGGUUUGUAAAGACGAUUGGCGAAAAGCAGCACCUCGAAGCCCAGAUGCGGCAGGUGAAAACAUUAAGAAACCAACUAAAAGCCGAACAGAAGAAGGGGGCGGGACUAAAAACUCGACCGGAGACUGCAAAGCGUAGGGUACAAUGGGAUGACUCUUUAUCUACAUUUAAUUCAAGAAUUCAGACUGGAGUCAUUUCGAACCUGAAACACAAGGACCCGGGAAGUUUCCUGGUUGAUUGCAAAGCUCUGUUCAAGCGACGAAUCCAUAAUGUCUUAAAAAAUAACUCUGCAGUGAAAGUUAACAUAGCAUUUGGAGGAGAGUUCGAGAUUGCUCAAGGCGAUAUGAUGAUAAAUGAACCCAAGUACUUCACUACUUCAAACUCAGCCAUUUAUAGAGACACCAAUCUUGAUGAAUGGUUCAAGAAAAAAGUAGUGGAACCCCUUAGCAGAGACUUGGAAGAAUUCCAAGAGAGAGAUAGUGGCUGGGCACUAAAAGCGGUUGUUAACCUGGGGGUUAAUAUAAACAAAUUUACACCACAGCUUGGUUCCUCAUACAUUGAACUUCCCCCUCAGAUAAAAAGAAAACAGGCAUGCAUUAAUGUUAAGAAUGAUGACGAGGCAUGCUUUGCAUGGACUGUCAUAUCGGCGUUAUAUCCUUGUCGGAGUAACUCUGAUUUAAUGUCAUCUUACCCACACUACUCCCAAGUGCUGAAACUUAAAGGUAUUCAGUGGCCAAUGUCCAUUAAACAGAUUCCGAAUUUUGAAAAGCAGAAUAAUAUAUCGAUCAACGUAUACAUUUUGAAAAAGGAGAAGAAGAACUAUACGACCCUCCCAACCUUCAUAACAAAAAACAAGAAGGAUAAACAUGUGAAUAUGCUUUUGAUACAAGAUAAAUAUGACGACCAAGGUCCCAUUAGAUAUCAUUACGUUUGGAUAAAAAAUCUAUCUCGCCUCCUUUCCAAGCAGCUUAGCAAAGAAAACGGGACAAAAUAUUUCUGUGAUGGCUGCCUCCAUUACUUCCGAUCACAAGAUAAGUUGAAUGUUCAUAAGACAUGCUGCAAAGGGCGAUCAGAUGUUAUCUGUGAUAGGUGUUUACAACUAUUUUCAUCGUCUACACAGCUAGAAGCUCACAUCAACGAUUGUGAAAGAAUAAAUGAAACAGCCAUUAAAAUGCCUGAAGAAAGCCAUAAAAUGUUAAAAUUUAAGAAUUUCAGGAAUAAACUAAAAGCCCCCGUCGCCGUAUACGCAGAUCUCGAAAGCGUUCUGGAACAUAGUGCUGAAAAGACUACCUAUCAAAAACAUAUACCUGCUGCCGUUGGGUAUUACUUUAAAUGUUCAUAUGAUGAUUCUCUGUCAUUUUAUAAAUCAUAUCGUGGAAAAGAUUGCAUGAAAUGGUUCGCAGAUGAACUAAAUCAGCUUGCUGAGGAUGUUUCUACGGUGUUUAUGUGUCCAUUUGAUAUUAAUAUGACAUUUCAGCAAGAGAGUGAUUUUCAAGCAGCCACUCAUUGUCAUAUUUGUGAGCAGCGCUUCUCCCCCGGUGAUAAGAAAAUUCGAGAUCAUAAUCACCUGAUCCCAGAAAAUAAUUAUAGAUUUGCAGCUCAUGAAGGGUGUAACAUUAAUUAUAAAGAUGCUCACACUAUCCCUGUGAUAUUUCAUAACCUCAGCGGAUAUGAUGCCCACUUCAUUGUUACUGAUAUUGCUACUCACAUCAAAGGUCCCGUAGAUCUUCUUCCUAUUACAAAGGAAAAAUAUAUAUCUUUCACCAAACACAUUAAUGAUGCUCGAAUUAAAUUUCGUUUCAUCGAUAGUUUUCGAUUUAUGGCGUCUUCUCUCGAUAAGCUCUCUUCUUAUUUGACCGAAUAUCCUAAUCUCCGCUCUCAAUAUGUUUUCCUUCCCGAGGAGCAGUUCAAUCUUCUUACUGCGAAAGGUAUCAUGCCUUAUGAUUAUAUUGAUUCUUUUGAUCGCUUUAUUGAAACAUGUCUGCCGUCUAUCGAGUCUUUUUAUAAUAAACUUGAGGAUAAACCUUGUCCUCGCCGCCAUUAUCAUCGCGCCCUCCAAGUCUGGUCUUCAUUCUCUUGUUCUUCUCUCGGAGAUUACGUCGAUCUCUACAUGAAAACAGAUAUUCUUCUUCUUGCCGAUGUUUUUGAGCGGUUCCGCUCCAGUUGUCUCGAAACAUAUAAUCUUGACCCCGCUCAUUACUUUACUCUACCUGGAUUCACGUGGGAUGCAAUGCUUAAGUAUACAAAACAGGAACUUGAACUUUUAACUGAUCCAGAUAUGCAUUUGUUUGUGGAGCGUGGCAUUCGUGGUGGUUUGAGUCAAGUUUGCUCGAAACGUCGUGUUCAUGCUAAUAACAAGUACAUGGUAUCUUACGACCCAUCUAAGACCGACUCCUAUCUGAUGUAUUUCGAUGUCAAUAAUCAAUAUGGGUGGGCAAUGUCGCAAUAUCUUCCAUUUGGAGGUUUCGAGUGGACUGAUACUAACAUCGACGUUCUUAGUAUUCCGGACGAUUCUUCUGAAGGGUGCAUUCUCGAGGUCGAUCUGGAGUACCCUCAACAUCUCCAUGAUCGUCAUAAAGACAUCCCAUUCUGUCCCCAAUCCUUGAACCCGAAAACUAUGAAACCUCCUAAACGUCCGCGAGAGCUGACCAAAUUAAUGGCUACCCUUCAUGAUAAAGAAAGAUAUGUAAUUCAUUACAGGGCCUUGAAGCAAGCGCUAGCUCAUGGAUUAAUACUAAAAAAGAUUCAUCGAGUCCUGAAAUUUAAGCAGUCUCCUUGGUUAAAGUCAUACAUCGACUUGAAUACAAAUCUCCGGAAGGCAGCAAAAAAUGAGUUUGAAAAGAAUCUGUUUAAGCUUAUGAACAAUGCAGUGUUCGGUAAGACUUUAGAGUGUGUGCGCAGGCGCGUUGAUAUUAAAUUGCUGACAGAGUGGGAGGGUCGUUAUGGAGCUGAAGCUAGAAUAAGUAGCCCCCUGUUUAAAAACGCCACUAUCUUUAAUGAAAAUUUGAUUGCUGUUGAGAUGCAUAGAGCGGAAAUAUGGUUAGUUAAACCGAUUUAUGUUGGAAUGAGUAUUUUAGAUUUGGCGAAAACAACCAUAUAUGAUUUCCAAUAUGGCUACUUAGCUAGCAGGUUCGGAGAAAACUUUUCGACCUGCUAUACAGAUACAGAUUCGGUGAUUGUGGAGAUACGGGAAAAAGACCCGUAUGAAGCAAUGAUAUAUGAUUGCUAUAAAUAUUUUGAUACCUCAGACUAUCCUAAAGAUAACAUUUACAACAUCCCUCUGGUUAAUAAGAAGGUAUUGGGUAUAAUGAAAGAUGAGAAUAAUGGCUGCAUUAUGACCGAUUACAUAGGACUCCGAUCGAAAUUAUACACGACAAAAGCAGCUACCACAGAUAAUGACAUUGAAAAGCUGAGGGGGAAGUUGAAAGAACAAGAGUAUGAGGAUGAUGAAAUUGAUAAUAUUAUACGAAAUUAUGGUGUUACAAAGAAGGCGAAGGGGGUAAAGAAAUCUGUAGUAAAUACUAAAAUUACUUUUGAGGACUACGUGGAAUGUUUAGAUACCUUCACAACAAAGACUGCCAUGCAAAAUCUUAUACGCUCUGAUAAACACCAAGUUUAUUCUAUAACUCAAAGCAAGAUUGCCCUCAGCUCCAAUGAUGAUAAAAGACAUCACAUUCAGGGUUCUUAUGAUACGCUUCCCUUUGGGCACUAUUUAAUUGAUGCUCUUGAGAUGGAUGUUGAUUAG